AUGACCCAGUGCACUUGUGUUUUCUUGAUGCAGGACGACCGUGUAUAUGAGAAUGGCUCUCCUGAGACAAACAGCACACAGAUAAAACCUAUCAACAGGACUACAACCAGAAAAGAGCAAAAGAGCCAAUCACUUAGUGGAAGAUACAGACUGCAGGAUUUUGGAAAUGGCACCUUCACCGUGAACAUCACUGAUCUACAGGAGUCAGACUCUGGCAUUUACUGGUGUGGAGUGAAGAGAGCUGUAACAGACACAUAUAACACAAUCAGACUGACAGUAUCUAAAGAUUCAAGUGAAAGCAUCACCAUUUCCACACAACCAUACAAAGAAACACAAACGUCCCUUGAUUCGCACACAACUACACCAGCAGCACAUUCAGGAUCUGCAUCUACCACAGCAAGCCAAACCUCCAGAGAUUCAAGCCCUGAUGCACUCAAACGCUCAACCUUAGUAACAGGUUGUGCAACAGCAAUGCCUGUCAACAGAAACAAUGCAUGCAAAGUUGAAGAGGUGAGUGAUGCCAGUGAUUCUGCAAGCUGGGCUUCAACCAACAAAAAGUAUUUCUGCAGAGAUCCAUGUGGAUACGGAGAUAUAUUUGUGAAGUCUGACCAGACACCUAAAGGGAGAUACACACUGAAGGAUUAUGGAGCUGGAAACUUCACCGUGAACAUCACUGAUCUACGGGAGUCCGACUCUGGGAUUUAUUGGUGUGGAGUGGAGAGAGUUGGUCCAGACACAUUUAAGAAAGUCAUCCUGAUAGUAUCUAAAGUGCCUUUAUAUUAUAUUCCUUACGCUGCGGCUGGUCUGGUCAUCAUGGUCAUCUUGUGUGCAGUUGGACUGGUCACUGUUUGUCAGUGCAGAAAGAGAGUCAAGAAGUCAAGAGGUGUUAUUGAUAGAUCUAUAUACAAUUCCCAUCACAGCGAGGAGGCUAAUGCUGUUUAUCAGAACGCUCCUGAUGACAGACCCUACGCCACCAUAAAGAAAUCCAGAACCAAGUCUAAUGAUGAGAGCCAAUCAGACCCAAUCUACCAGAACCUACAGUUCAACACUACCCAGGGAGAAGCUAUAUAUGGCAAUCUAUAAAACAUAUGCAAUCCAAUAUCCUCAACCCCAAACACAUUCUACAUUA
Messenger RNA from Sinocyclocheilus grahami, 1129 nucleotides. RefSeq lists its product as uncharacterized. NCBI's taxonomy places the organism in Eukaryota, Metazoa, Chordata, Actinopteri, Cypriniformes, Cyprinidae. Gene Ontology annotation, cellular component: plasma membrane. The transcript is spliced from 8 exons. Gene Ontology annotation, molecular function: transmembrane signaling receptor activity. The record is from RefSeq and is a predicted model, not a curated record. Bases 1 to 1083 code for a protein of 360 amino acids.